GCCGGGACUGAGCGCGCCGCGGCGCCGAGACGCGGCCCCGAGGAGAGGGCGCGGGAGCGGGAGCGGGAGCGGUGCCGCCCGCGGCGCAUGAUGUGGGUGCCGCUGCUGGCGUGCCUCACCGCGGGGAUCGUCUCCGUGCCCAAGUGCCAGCGCGGCCCCGGACCCCUCCUGGGGGCGGUCCGGCUGCUGGCGGCCGUGCCGGGACUCUGCCAGCGCCCGGAAAACAGAUGUGCCACUUCAAAUGCAGUAACAUGCACGAAGUGUCUUGCUUUGGGUCCAGAGUGUGGAUGGUGUGCUCAAGAGGAUUUCAUGGCUGACGCAACACAGAAGGGACGCUGUGACACUGUUUUCAACUUAAUGAAGAGAGGCUGCCAAUCAGAUUUUGUAGAAAAUCCCACAGUUCGUGUCACAAUACCCAGUGACCAUGAAACAAAUACACAAGUGACACCAGGAAAAGUUUCAGUCCAACUGCGUCCAGGAAGUGAAGCAAACUUUAUCUUAAGAGUUCGUCCUCUAGAGAAAUACCCUGUGGAUCUUUAUUAUUUAGUUGAUGUCUCAGCCUCUAUGCACAACAAUAUAGAAAAACUAAAUUCCGUUGGAUUUGCUUUAUCUAAAAAGAUGGCGAAUAUUUCUCUUGAUUUUCGACUUGGAUUUGGAUCCUAUGUGGAUAAAACUGUGUCACCCUAUAUUAGCAUUCAUCCAGGUAGAAUCCAUAACCAAUGCAGUGAUUAUAAUUUAGAUUGUAUGCCUCCUCACGGUUAUAUUCACGUGCUAUCCUUGACCGACAAUAUAGCAGAAUUCAGAAAUGCAGUGAAUAAACAAAAAAUUUCUGGGAAUAUUGAUACACCCGAAGGGGGUUUUGAUGCGAUGCUCCAAGCAGCUGUAUGCCAGAGCCAUAUUGGAUGGCGUAAAGAAGCAAAGCGACUGCUUCUUGUGAUGACAGAUCAAACUUCCCAUCUAGCCCUUGAUAGUAAAUUAGCAGGGAUCGUAAUUCCCCAUGAUGGAAACUGUCAUUUGAAAGAUAAUGUGUACAUCAAAGCUACGAGUAUGGAGCAUCCAUCUCUUGGCCAGCUCUCUGAAAAAUUGAUUGACAAUAACAUCAAUGUUAUUUUUGCAGUUCAAGGAAGCCAGUUUCAUUGGUAUAAAGAUCUGUUACCUCUGUUGCCUGGUACUGUUGCAAGACAGAUAGAAUCACAAGCAGCAAAUCUCAACGAUUUGGUGGUAGAAGCCUAUCAGAAACUAAUCUCUGAAGUGAAAAUUCAAGUGGAUAACCAGAUCCAAGGUCUCCAUUUCAAUAUCACUGCAAUCUGUCCUGAUGGAAGUAAAAAAACUGGCAUGGAAGGAUGUAAAAAUGUGGGAUAUAAUGAAGAAGUACUUUUCAAUGUAUCAGUUACCAUGAAAGGAUGUGAUACAACUGGAGGAAGAAAAUAUGCAAUACUUAAGCCUAUUGGUUUCAAUGAAACCGCCAUCGUUAAUGUGCAGAAAAGCUGUGCCUGUCAGUAUGGAGACAGUGCAAGGCACAAAAGAGUAUGGGCUGAUGAAACUUUGUCUGAUGGCAAACAGUCCCAUUGCAGUGACAAUAAUUGUAGCUCUAAUAGAGAUAUGCUUCCUUCUGAGAGAUGCAGACAACACCAGGACCAGCCCAUCUGCAGUGGUCAAGGAAAUUGCAUAGACGGAAAAUGUUUCUGCUACAAAACCAAGCUAGGCAAGGUGUAUGGCAGGUACUGUGAAAUGGAUGAUUUUUCCUGCCCGUAUCACCAGGGAAACUUAUGUUCUGGUAAUGGUGAAUGUGAAGCUGGUAAAUGCAAAUGCUAUGCUGGCUGGGAAGGUGACCGUUGCCAGUGCUCGUUGCAAUCAGCAAAGCACUGCCUGAAUUCAAAGGGCCAGAUUUGCAGUGGAAGAGGAAAAUGUGUAUGUGGAAAGUGUGAGUGCACAGAUCCAAGAAGCUUUGGCCGUUUGUGUGAAUAUUGCCCUACUUGUAACAAAGCCUGUGAAGAAAACUGGAAUUGUGUUCAGUGCCAUCAUUCUAACAAUGUGUCUCAAGCAAAACUUGACCAGUGCACAACCUCAUGCGCUUACCUGAUGCAUUAUAUUGAUCAAACUUCAGAAUGUUUCUCUGGACGAAGCUACUUUAGAGUCUUUUCCAUAAUCUUUAUAGUUACCUUUCUGAUCGGGUUGCUUGUUGUCCUUAUCAUCAGGCAGAUAAUUCUGCAGGGGAGUAGCAAUAAAGUUAAAUCUUCAGCUGAUUACAGAGUAUCUGCAACAAAGAAGGAUAAGAUGUUUUUGCCUACUGUUUGUACAAGAACAGUAACAUACAGACGUGACAAACCAGAGGAAAUAAAUAUCGACAUCAGCAAGUUACGAUUAAACGAAACUUUCAAGUGUGAAUUCUGAAGACAGUGUGUUUUCUGCAAAUGUCUAUUUCCAUCAUGCUCGACUUUUUAGAAGUUACCUUUUGUACUCUGUCGGAAUCUUGACUGUUGCCCUAUGGUUUUGUGUUGUGUGUUUUGUUGAAUACUGUAACAAAGUGACAUGUAAGCAUAUUCACGUAAUGUGACUAUGUUUGAAACUAUAGCUGCUGUUAUUUCUUUUUUUUUUUUUUUUUUUUUGAAAGAGAAAUGUGCGUUACUACUGUUCAGGAACAUUAGUGUUGAUGUAGCACUUUAGCGUAUUCUAAUUUAUUUAGUUAUGGCCUAGAAUGUAGAUAUGAACCAGUCUGACAAAGCACUGAUCUCACUCUACAUGUAGCUAGUACUGAUGUGCUCUGUGGGAAUGGACAAAAGCUGUGACUGAAAUAUUAACAUUGCUGUAUAUUAUAGCAAUAGAUGAAACUAUUCAAACGCUCUUAAAUAGAGUAAAUGGUACUUUUAUAGUUCUCUCAGUUGACAGAUUCCACUGAUUUGUCUGCUUUAGCCUCUUUGCUUUUCCUCAUUACUUACUAAAAAUGACUGGAUUAAAUGAGUGCUUAGUUACUGGUGUGAGUGUAUAGUUGUGUGUGUAUACACACACACAUGCAGACACACACAGGUAAAUUAUAUAUAUAGUUUUUUAUAUGUAUGAUGUCACUUAAAGAUAAUUUAUAUCUGAUAAAGAGUAAUUUUUAGCUUUUUUACUUGUUUCAACAUAAAAACUUUUAUACAGAUUUUAAGGUAUUUGGAAAAUGAGUGGCUACUGAAAAUGAGAGUUCCUCUGUCCAACAGCAUAGUCUACAUGAUGAUCACUGCCGGCUGACUUCACCUGUGGAGUCAGCAGCAUCAGCUCCACUGCAAGUAGAUAAAUUACACCAGAGCUGUGUUUGGUUUGCUAGCUACAUGUCAGUGUUUUGCCAAAUAAGGGCUUUGUUGUUUUUCUAUGUUGUCAGACAUAAGUCUGAUUUUACACACAUGCUCUUUUUUCUAUGUAAAUUAGUUGACAGGAUUAGCUUUUGUGAAUUCUUUCAUAACUGCUUCAAUUUUUGUGACUCUGUGUUGAGAAAUGUCCCCCAUGUGAUGUGAAAAAGAACCUGCAAUUUGGAAGAAGGUGAGGAAAACAGGAGUCUUUUUCUCAAGAGAACACAUUAAUUGACUUCAUGAAUGUGGGAUCAAAUUCUGCCUUCAGAAAUGGGCAAAACUCUUCUAAACACAGUGGGACCAAUAUAACCUUAUCUGAGAGCAGAAUUUGAGCUACAAGUUCAAGCAAAAGUAUUUUCUUACCCCUGAAACCGGCUAUAGUGGUAGAAGACAUGUUAUUGUUAUAUGCUAGUUGGAAGAGUCAGCUAACAGUCUGAUUUACUUUAUGCUGCCAAAAGCCUACAAAAAUCUGAUCAACCUCUAAUGCACUAAAAUCUUGCUGGCAAAAAGAAAAAUAAUCUCAGAAGACAGUGUAUCAUUUUAGCAACAUUAAUUACUGAUAGUAAAUAUUGGUCUGUACUUGUCAUAGUUAAGAGUUACAGAAACAAAGCAGAAUCUCUUUACAUGCAGUUUUUAGAAAUUAGUAUAUAGUCAUAUUUCCUAUUCUGUAUUUCUUCUGUAAAUUCCCACUGAAAUCUGAGGAGUAUACAUGUGAAAGGAAGGCAGGAUGCAGAGCAAAUGAUUAAGUGUUAUGUGAGUGUUUACAGUUUCUUGGGUCAUGGAUCAAGUGGGAUUGAGAAAAAUAAUAUAGAGACAAUAGGCCUUCCAUUAAAUUGUCAUAGAAGCUUUAGAUCUUAGUGAUUGUUUUUAAAAAAAAAGUAAACUGGACUAUUAAAUGUUUCUAAAGCAGACUUCAAAGUAGUCCCUGAGCUUUCUACCAUCCAGGUAAAAGUGUCUCAUUUAAAGAAAAGGGGAUUUCCUUACACUGACCCUGAUAUUAGUGAUAGCUUAAUUGUAAUAUCUUAAUAAUAGAUUCAUUCUGUAAUCUAUCAAGUACACCUUAAACUUUCAUUUUCUUUGAAAACCUGUAGAACCGUUUUCCUCCUGUGUAAAUUAACAGAUUCCAGACAAUUGGUUUCAGUGGGAUAAAGAGGAAAGAUUGAUAAAAGUUUACCUGCUAUUGCCCUUAUCACAAUUCAUUAGUAUUUUUAAGUGAGUAGGAAACAAAGUCUCAGCUUAUCUGUUUCACUUAACAAAACAAACAAACAAAGUAAAGCUCAGCAGAGAAUAUCUGAGUAUAUAACAAAAGAUGAUUAUGUUCUUUAAACAGUGCGAUAGAUGUUUUUUAACAAAAAAGAGUCCUCAGAAUGUAUUUCCCAUAAUGGCCUUUAAAGCAUUUACUGAAGUGGUAGCUAAUGUUUUUUCUUUAGAAAUUACUUUUCACUGUUAGAGGAACUUAAAUUAUGUGGGUGGGGGACAAUGGAGCUGGGUUCUUUGUGUAAGAAAGAUUUGAGCUGUAACACCCAUAUUCCAGACCCAUCACACUGCUACUACUUUUCUUCUGUAGUACUUAGUUGGCAUUGCAGUGCUGCCUGUGAAGGGGCACGGCCAGUAUUUCCUUAUCAGACACCUGCCUGAAUGUUUAGUAUGCUCUGGUCAAAUAGAGUAGGCUUACAGGACAAAUUGCACUGUAAGCUAUUUGCUGUUCUGAGGUUAAAAAAAAGAAAGUUUUUUAAGAAAAAAAAAAAAACACUAAGAAAAAAAAGCUUUUCUUGCAUCUCCCUCAUGGCUUUGCUGUAUUGUGGAGGAGGCUAGUGAAAAAGAAUAAGCUGCUGCUAAUGUGACAGGUCAAGGCUUUUAGAAGGCCCAUGGGGAGCUUAUACAGAGCAGGAUCCUUGGGAGGAGGCUUUGUUUCUAGGGAUGGAAUCUAUCCAUGAGAAACUCUGGCUUUGCUUGGUACUUGUUUCCCUCUGCCUUUGACCAUGUUUUUCAGAAGAGCUGCUGCAGGAGAUGAAUAGCCCAACAAAAGCCUCACUAUUUAGGGAGCUGUGUUCCCUCAGCACAUGACCUUAAAUGAGAAAGCAGCCUGUAAUUCACAAGGAAUUUCCUCAGCGAUUGCAGAAGGACUCUGCUUCCUAUAGUGCUUAAUAUGGGAGAUAUUAAAGACGAAUUAGUUCAUAUUAGUUUUCAAUGUAUUGUGCAUCAAAGAUGCUCAUAAAAAUAGGGGAAAAAAAUCUAGCCUCAGAAUAGAACGUUCCAAUCUUCUUAAAUAAAGCUUCUUAUACCAGGCUUCUUCAAAAAAUGAAAAAAAAAAGUCAAAUAAUUUGACUGCAUGCCUAUACCCCAAAAUAUACUGGCAGACCAUCAUCGGUUUGGGGAGUUGUUUCUAGAUUCGCUCCCACAAACAGAGCAUGUGCAUGACUUUUCACAGCAGAUUUGUUAAAGUUAAAGUCCAUAUGUAUAAUUUUCAAAUUCUAAUCCCACUUUUUUUACCUUUAACUGAUUAUUUGUCUAACGUUUCAGAAAUGACGUGUUUAUGCAUUUAAAAAGCAUGCAUUUUACUUCGGAUUUUUUUUAAAGACUCUAAAAUGAAGAAAUACUAUGAAUUGGUUAUUUCCAAGCAUCCUGAGUACCUUAAUAACAUUGCUACAGAAGUGUGUGGGAAAAUAGCUGUUUCAUCCAGAAAACGUGCACAUGGUAUGCAAGGAAUUUUCAUUGUGCCCAGCUGAAAUUCCCUUACGUUCACAAGGAAUGUUGAAAGUGAACCUUAAAAAGGAAGGACAUCUGUAUAGGCAUACUUUACAUUUUAUCCAUUAUUUUCAACUGGAUUUAUUUUUUCCUCUCUAUGGUGUCAUGAAAACCUGCUAUGUAAAGUAUUCUUCAGACUGCAAUGGAAAAAAUUAUUUGCCCAGUCUGAUCAUAUAUAAUAUUUGUUUCCUGCUUAGUGUGCAUACCUAAAUGUACAUGUGUUGCAAUCCGUGGGAGCGAACGUGUGAAGCAGCUUCAAGCAACCCUUAGUCCUAAAGUAGCCAUAAGGCCUAGCGAUGCCCAAGGCAGAGAGAUGCUGCCUGUGCAUUGAAGAGGGACGGCAUCCUCAGCAGGCGCAAUGAGUCCUACAGCUCCCCACAGCAUCCCUGCAGAGAUGGUGCUCUGAGACCACGCUUCUCCAUUUGUCAAGGCAGGAAGCCUCUUCAAAGUAGGUUGUUGGCUUGGCAGAGGUGGUACGGUUUGUGUCCUAGGCGCUUGGCCACAUGUUGGAACUGCAUCACAUGCAGUCCGCAACCCUCAGCGCUGCAGGCUUUUUGCAUCUUUACUCGUCAAAAAAAUGCUUGCAUGUAACCUAGCAAGGGACCGCCUGUGCCAGUAUGUACUGUAAACCCGGAUGCUGCAGACCUCCAUUAAAGCUUCCGGGAAGUCGUUGGGCAUCUGCCCAUUGACUUCCCACCAGCCCCAGGAUCUCUCCCGGCCAGCCUUAAGGAAUGUAAGCUGUAGCUGGGAAAGGGCACUUCUCAUAGAGGCAUUCCUGCUGAGCCAGUGCUGGGUGACGCUUACUCUGCUCUGGCUACGAUUGAAGCACAGCGCCAGUGUUCUGGCUGAGAGGGGAAAGAUUUAUUUGCUAAGCAGAAAUGGAGCAGUAGUUAAGAAGAACACUACUUUUUUAAUGAUGACCUUGACACUGCUCUGAUGCACAGACAUUUCAUGGAUCUUAAAGAGAAUUGAAAUUCAUGGAAAGGGAAAAAAGGUUAAAAUUAGCCAGCGUGAAUGCAUUUCUAUAGCGAGCCAAAUCAGUGGGGUUUCACUGAGUGCAAGCCAGCUCAGAAUGGCUGGCCUUUCUGAGGCGGGGUGGCGGGGGGGGGGG
Molecule: messenger RNA, 7188 nt
Organism: Aquila chrysaetos chrysaetos
Lineage: Eukaryota; Metazoa; Chordata; Aves; Accipitriformes; Accipitridae
Gene: ITGB8
Product: integrin subunit beta 8
Exons: 14
Coding region: 88-2394 (768 amino acids)
Biological process (GO): cell migration; integrin-mediated signaling pathway; cell adhesion mediated by integrin
Cellular component (GO): cell surface; integrin complex; focal adhesion
Molecular function (GO): integrin binding
Source: RefSeq, a predicted model, not a curated record